Solanum stenotomum is the source of this 1707-nucleotide messenger RNA. RefSeq names its product endo-1,4-beta-xylanase 5-like. Bases 1 to 1692 code for a protein of 563 amino acids. Gene Ontology annotation, biological process: carbohydrate metabolic process. Gene Ontology annotation, molecular function: hydrolase activity, hydrolyzing O-glycosyl compounds. Lineage: Eukaryota; Viridiplantae; Streptophyta; Magnoliopsida; Solanales; Solanaceae. The record is from RefSeq and is a predicted model, not a curated record. The transcript is spliced from 7 exons.
AUGGAAUUUGAAUUUGUGGCUUGUGCGUCUGCGGUACAAGAAAUUGUUUGGUCAAAGAGAUUCUUUGAGCAUUUGAGUAUUGCAAAGGAUUCGAAGGUCAGGAAUGUUUAUGAUCAUUCGGCUUGGACAGAGUGUCAAGCAGAGCCAGUGGCACAACUUUACAAUGGAGGAAUAUUAAGAAAUAAAUUUCCUAUAUAUCAACCGGUCAAAGAUAUCAAUGGAGACAUGGUUGAUUCACCUACUUUAUCCUUGGAAAAUCUGUCUCAAGGAUCAAUUUAUUCCUUCUCUAGUUGGGUGAGAGUGAAAAAUGUAAUUUCUGCUUUAGUAACAGCUACAGUAAAGCCAGACAAUAAAUAUGCAAAAUGUAUAGGAAGUGUUAUAGCCAAGAAAGGAUGUUGGUCUUUUCUCAAAGGUGGUUUCCUUUGGGAUUCAACUUCCAAUUCUUCUGAGAUAGAUUUUCAGAGUUCAGAUCGGACUAAGAAGUUGGUGGAGAUAGAGAUUAUUAAUUAUUCCUUACAGCCAUUCACCGAGAGAGAAUGGAAAUUAAAUCAAUUUGAAGGGAUAAAAACGGAAAGGAAGCGUGGUGUUACAAUACAUGUUGUUGAUAAAAAUGGAUUAAGGGUGCCAGGAGCAGCAGUUAAAUUAAGCCAAAUCUCAACGGAUUUUCCAAUUGGAACUAUGAUAUCGAGAACCAUUCUGGGAAAUUUGCCUUAUCAGGAAUGGUUCCUCAAGCGAUUCAAAGCAACAGUUUUUGAAAAUGAGCUCAAGUGGUACAAGACAGAGCCACUACCUGGGCAAUUUAACUAUACUGUAGUGGAUCAGAUGAUGAAAUUCGUCCGAAAAAACAAACUUAUAGCCAGAGGACAUAACAUGUUUUGGGACGACCCUGUGUAUGUACAAGAUUGGUUGGAAAACAUGACGGCUCCUCAACUACAAAGAGCGAUGAAAUCUAGAAUUAAAAGUGUGAUGAGUAAAUAUAGAAAUGAGUUUUUUCACUGGGAUGUGAACAAUGAACUCCUCCACUUUGAUUUUUAUGAGAAAAAACUAGGACCUAAAGCUACUUUGGAUAUGUUCAAGAGUAUGCAGCGCGAAGAUCCACUAGCAACUCUGUUUCUCAACGAAUACAACAUUGUUGAACGUUGUGACUCGAAAGCCAAUGUGGACAGGUACAUUGAUACGUUCAAGGAACUCAAGAAGGGCGGAGUGAAAGUGGCUGGUAUUGGGCUAGAGAGUCAUUUUUCUGCACCAAACCCCGCUUUCAUGAGAGCUGUUCUUGAUAAAUUGGCAACCCUAAAGCUUCCUAUUUGGCUCACAGAAGUGGACGUUAGCAGUAUGUAUGGACAGGAAGAACAAGCUGUAUUCCUCGAGCAAAUUUUGCGAGAGGCAUUCUCACAUCCAAGUGUGAAUGGGAUCAUGCUUUGGACAGCUCGUAGCCCAGGAGGUUGCUACCAAACGUGCCUUACAGAUGAGAAAUUCCAAAACUUGCCAACAGGGGAUGUUAUUGACCAACUUUUAUUAAACGAAUGGACAACGGGGACUAAACGUGGCAAAACAAAUGAGUUUGGUUCCUACAAUUUUCGAGGUUUCUUAGGCGAAUUCAAGGUUUCAAUCCUUUACAAUCGCACAAUCGUUAAUUCUACCUUCUCACUAGGCCAUGGUGUCGAUACUAAGCACAUUACCAUUCAUGUUUAGCCCAAUCUAGUCAAA